AUGUUGUCCCGUACUGUCAUCCGUUCCGCCAGGUCCCUUGCCGCUGUGCAGCUGGGCAGAACCGUGGCCAGAGUCGCGCGCCCGGCCGUGAUGAUCGCCGGCCGCAGAUUCGCCUCUGCCAAGGCGCAGCCGACCGAGGUGUCGUCGAUCCUGGAGGAGAGGAUCCGCGGCGUGUCCGAGGAGGCGAACCUGAACGAGACCGGCCGCGUGCUGUCUGUCGGAGACGGUAUCGCCCGUGUGUUCGGCCUGAACAACGUGCAGGCGGAGGAGCUGGUGGAGUUCUCGUCGGGCGUGAAAGGUAUGGCGCUGAACUUGGAGCCCGGCCAGGUGGGUAUUGUGUUGUUCGGCUCUGACCGUCUGGUCAAGGAGGGCGAGGUCGUGAAGCGGACCGGUAAGAUUGUGGACGUGCCAGUGGGCCCAGAGAUGCUAGGCCGUGUUGUGGACGCGCUAGGUAACCCAAUCGACGGCAAGGGCGCCAUCAAGGCCUCCGGCACCUCCCGUGCUCAGGUCAAGGCCCCAGGUAUCCUGCCAAGACGCUCUGUGCACGAGCCAGUGCAGACCGGUUUGAAGGCCGUGGACGCUCUUGUGCCUAUUGGGAGAGGCCAGAGAGAGUUGAUUAUUGGUGACAGACAGACCGGUAAGACCGCUGUGGCCUUGGACACCAUCCUGAACCAGAAGAGAUGGAACAGCUCCAACGACGAAUCCAAGAAGCUAUACUGUGUCUACGUUGCUGUUGGUCAGAAGAGAUCCACCGUCGCCCAGUUGGUGCAGACCUUGGAGCAGCACGAUGCCAUGAAGUACUCCGUCAUUGUUGCGGCCACCGCUUCCGAGGCCGCUCCAUUGCAGUACAUUGCUCCUUUCACUGCUGCUGCCAUCGGUGAGUGGUUCAGAGACAACGGCAAGCACGCAUUGAUUGUCUACGACGACUUGUCCAAGCAGGCCGUUGCCUACCGUCAGUUGUCUUUGCUGUUGAGACGUCCUCCAGGCCGUGAGGCUUACCCAGGUGACGUUUUCUACUUGCACUCUCGUCUAUUGGAGAGAGCCGCCAAGAUGUCCGAGAAGAACGGCGGUGGUUCCUUGACCGCUUUGCCUGUGAUUGAGACCCAGGGUGGUGAUGUCUCUGCGUACAUUCCAACCAACGUCAUUUCCAUCACUGACGGUCAGAUCUUCUUGGAGGCUGAGUUGUUCUACAAGGGUAUCAGACCAGCUAUCAACGUCGGUUUGUCUGUCUCCCGUGUCGGUUCCGCCGCCCAGGUCAAGGCCUUGAAGCAGGUCGCAGGUUCUUUGAAGCUGUUCUUGGCUCAGUACAGAGAAGUGGCUGCGUUCGCCCAGUUUGGUUCCGACCUGGACGCCUCCACCAAGCAAACCUUGGCUAGAGGUGAGAGAUUGACCCAACUAUUGACCCAGAGUCAGUACUCCCCAUUGGCCGCCGAGGAGCAAGUUCCUUUGAUCUACGCCGGUGUUAACGGUUACUUGGACAACAUCGAGCUAUCCAGAAUUGGCGAGUUCGAGAAGGAGUUCUUGGCCUACUUGAAGGCUAGCCACGAGGAGAUCGUUAGCGCUAUCAGAGAAAAGGGUGAAUUGUCCAAGGACUUGUUGGCUAAGUUGAAGUCUGCUACUGAGUCUUUCGUUGCUACCUUCUAA
Molecule: messenger RNA, 1644 nt
Organism: Eremothecium gossypii ATCC 10895
Lineage: Eukaryota; Fungi; Ascomycota; Saccharomycetes; Saccharomycetales; Saccharomycetaceae
Gene: ATP1
Product: F1F0 ATP synthase subunit alpha
Exons: 1
Coding region: 1-1644 (547 amino acids)
Biological process (GO): proton motive force-driven ATP synthesis; proton transmembrane transport
Molecular function (GO): ADP binding; proton-transporting ATP synthase activity, rotational mechanism; ATP binding
Source: RefSeq, marked provisional